Messenger RNA from Podarcis raffonei (Aeolian wall lizard), 4162 nucleotides. It is a transcript of the gene ENTPD6, whose product is annotated as ectonucleoside triphosphate diphosphohydrolase 6. The transcript is spliced from 14 exons. Gene Ontology annotation, cellular component: Golgi apparatus; membrane. Lineage: Eukaryota; Metazoa; Chordata; Lepidosauria; Squamata; Lacertidae. Gene Ontology annotation, biological process: nucleoside diphosphate catabolic process. The record is from RefSeq and is a predicted model, not a curated record. Gene Ontology annotation, molecular function: GDP phosphatase activity; UDP phosphatase activity. Bases 144 to 1448 code for a protein of 434 amino acids.
CGAGGGCAGGAUGGGAAAUGGAGGCCUCAGUUAGCGAGAGCGACCGGGGAGCCGAAGGGGCUUCCGAAGGGCUGAGCCGCCAGCUUGAGAGGCAUCAUGCAUAACUCCAGUUUUAAGUGAAGCAAGAAAGAUUAACGGACGCUAUGAAGAUACCAAAACCGCUCUACGCUUUCGCAGUUUUUACAUGUGCUGCUAUUUAUGCGGUAUAUGUAAAAUGGCACUUGGACUUUAAAACAAAAGCUGCCAUCAAUGAUUUGGAAAGCCAGCUCAAAAGUGAAAUGUCAAGAACAGAUCAGGAAGUUCUUUAUGGAAUCAUGUUUGAUGCUGGAAGCACUGGGACUCGAAUACACGUAUUCAAAUUCACACAAAAGCCAAAAGAAAUUCCUAAAUUAAUCCAUACCACAUUCAGAGCACUAACGCCAGGACUUUCUGCAUAUGCUGACAGUGUUGAUAAGAGUGCUCAAGGAAUAAAUGAACUACUGACAGUUGCUAAAGAAGAUGUUCCUCUGGAAUUGUGGAAGUCCACUCCUUUGGUCCUUAAAGCAACAGCUGGCUUAAGACUGCUGCCAAAAGAAAAGGCACAGAAAUUGCUGGAUAAGGUAAAGGACAUCUUUCAAGAAUCUCCGUUCCUUGUAAGGAGCGACUGUGUCUCUGUAAUGGAUGGAACAGAUGAAGGUAUUUCAGCAUGGAUCACUGUCAACUUCUUAACAGAUAGCUUGAAUACUCCAAGAAAGAGGUGUGUAGGAAUGCUGGAUUUAGGAGGUGGCUCAAUUCAGAUCACAUUUCGCCCAAGCACUAAGACCGCUCUGGAGAGCUCCCCUGCUGGUCGCAUCACUUCAUUUCAGAUGUUUAACACCACAUACCAGCUGUAUUCACACAGUUACUUGGGACUUGGAUUGAUGUCGGCAAGGCUGGCGAUUUUAGGAGGAGUUGAAGGUCAAGCCUUAAAGGAAGGAGAAGAGCUUACAAGUUCCUGCUUAUCGCCUGGUUUCCAGGGUGAAUGGGAGCAUGCCAAGAUAAUAUACAAAAUUAAAGGGCAGAAGGCAGGAAAACCUCUCUUCGAAUCAUGUUCCGAUGAAAUAGCAAAACUGAUCAGCACGAAGGUUCAUAGGACAGAUGAAGUAAAGGAUUUGGAUUUUUAUGCCUUUUCCUACUAUUACGAUUUGGCAGUGGAUGCUGGCUUAAUAGAUAAUGAAAAAGGAGGGACCCUAGCAGUUGGUGAAUUUGAAGCUGUUGCAAAGAAUGUGUGUAAAACCAUGGAAGAUCAAGAAGGAGAGCAUCCUUUUCUCUGCAUGGAUCUCACAUAUGUCAGUUUGCUUUUGGAAGAACUAGGCUUUCCAAAGAGCCACGUUCUUAAGCUUGCUCGAAAAAUCAACAACACUGAAACCAGCUGGGCUCUGGGAGCUAUACUUCACUAUAUGGAUUCACUUCACAAACUGCAAUAUUAGGGCUUUGGGAGCCUUGGGGAUGCAGUGAGUCUGGGAGGAUGUGAUGUGGCAGCAUUUUGGAAGCUAAGCAGGUGUGGACCUGGUCAGUUCCUUGGACCAGAGACUACUGGAAGCUGCACUACUGGAAGACUACUGUAAAAGCUAUACAUGUGUGUAUGUAUUUCAUAAAUACAUUUCAAAAGGCCUUGACCUCUUUCAGCAGGGAACUCAGGUGCUAGUUUUUGGUAGCUUAACAUACCACUACUCUGUGAAAUUGUGUACCUUUCUAAAAGUGUCACUUAAAGUUGGGGAUGGUGGUUCUGAAAAGGACUAGGCCAUGGCAGCUGAGAUCCAAGUCUUGGGCAACAUACCUGAGCUGAAAUGGAAUGAAUGCAAAAAUCACCCUGUGAUUCAUGAUGAGAAUAUAGUCAUGUUUUUCAGACUGCCAGGGGUACCUUCUUUCUCCUCCUCUGUCCACAUUUGCCUAGUUUUCUGUAUUGGGGACAGUUCAUUCCCUCCAUUGCAGAAUUUCUACAGUGUUUGUCAUCAGGGAUUUGGUCAGCCUUUCUGUCACAGCUUUUCAAUGAGGGCAGCUUGAGGAAGGUUUCCUCCCCUUCCAGCUGUCCAGCGUCACCUGAUCCUUCAAUCAAGUGCUGACUACCUCCAGGAGGAGUUAACUCUUUCUUGCAUGCUUCGUUCCUCCGCUGACCAGGAGGAAACUUCACAGCAAGCCAAACCUGCCAUUCUCCAUCAUGUUCUACAGUCUCUAUGAGAAAAGCACAUCAUCCUCAGGCAGGCUUUUUGCCUUUCCAGCAAGCAUUCUGAACCUAGUCUCAGAAACAAGUGUGACUUUUAUAUUGCAGUGUGUGCGCGCGCAUUUGGGGGAAUUGCUUUAUUUUUCUUAAAUGUAUAGAAACUAACAAAUGGUGUCUUUUAAAAAAAAUAUUUUGCUUUGUCCAACUUUACCAGUAGGCAUUGAGAUUAAUCUUCUGAAACUCAGCAUUUCUGUUCUUCAUAGUCUGUACCAUACUGGGUUAUUUUGGCGGUGUUCUGGUGGUUUUAAGGCCUUUCCCACAAUCUGAAGCCAGUUGGUGUCUCACUUGCUAGCAGCACACUGAAUUCUUAUUGCUGAAAUUGAGUUGAUUUUUAAAUGAAAGGUUAAUAGGAAACUUCUGCCCUCUCCUUAAUGUUGAUGGGAGAAAGAAAGGUGGUUAAAAUGGCAUGUUGGUGUCUCUCUGCUGGAAGGUGGGUUUUGUCAUGAUGGAGACCCCAGUUGUGACCCAACCAUUGGUUGUCCUACCAAUGAUAGCAAGCAGCCCCCAAACCUGUCUUUCUUAAAAAUCUCGUUUAUUUGAAAAUAUUAAAACCAGCCUGUGACCGUUCUUGCUAUUUCUUCCUUUUUUCCAAUCUUAUAGAACCCUGUCUGUAGAAGAUCUCUGUAUAUUCCCCAGUUCUUUUCCAUAUUUAGUUUUUUUACAGCAACUGCCUCCAUUGGGGAUAUCCAGUAUGGAGUCUUACUUCUAGGAAAUCCUUAUGCCUUACUCGGACACUAUACAGACUCUUUCUGAUCAUAUUAGAGAAUCCCUUGUGAACUUCAUCUUUAUCAUAAUACAGAUAACAUUGCCACCCAUUCACUAGAUCAAAUCCUUUUUAAGUCCAAGAUACCCGCAUCUUUCAAAUCCAUCCACUCCUUCAUCCAGCCCAGACAGGCUGCCUCAUAAUACAUUUUUAGGUCCAGCAGGGCAAACCCCACCCCCGUAGUCUUUGUGCCAAUUUAAAAAUUGUAUUUAACCCUAGGUUUUUUUCUCUUGCCAGACAAAAUGUGUUAUAUCUUUUUUCCAUUGUUUAAAGCAGUUGGUAUUUCUGAUCACAGGCAGGGAUUGAAAUAGGAAGAUCAUUUUUGAUAAAACAUUCAUUUUAAAUGCAAAGAUUCUUCCUAACUUUGCGAGGUUAACUCAGCUCUAUUUCUCCAUGUCUUUCUUAACUUCAAUCCAAGUUUUAUUAUACUUGGACGAGGUUUAAUUUUUUAGAGGCGAGCCAUACCCCCGUAUAUUUAACUUUCUUUUGGAUUACAGAAAACAGGGCUACAGCUUAAGGGUGAAACUGCACUUUAUGAACCACGUUUGAUUUAAAUAAGAAGAAGAAGCAUGAGGAGAGGGGGACUUAUUUUCAUUUGGAUUGUGGUGUACAGGGACAAGGAGUUUAGCUUUUUCCUUCCCUACCACAAUUCCAGUUAAAAACUGCCUUUCCUCCGUGCCACAGGCUGCUGUUAGUCUGAGAGGGAAACACUCUCAUUGCUGUCAAUGGGGAACUUUCCCCUCUGGGCUAAAAGGGGUGGGUGGAGGUGCAGUUUUAGUCUGCAGAGGAAGAAAGAGUUAAACUUCUGCUCCCCUGCAGUCCUGACAAAAAUUGCACUUGCUGCUGUACAGUUACUUUAAAAAAAACCUGACUUGGUUCCUAAUGAUGUAUCUAAUGUACAUCUGGUAUCCUGUUCAUGUAUACUUAAUGGAGCACUUCAUUUUAAGGCUGUGAAGGGUCUGGUCUAGGAGCCACUGUAGCUAACGGAAUGUUAAUAUUUUAAGCACCAACUCUUAGGUUAGAAAACAAAUUGAAUGCAAAAAACUCUUCCAGUUGUUUGAUUGUCCUUGGCUUGUCUGUUGAAGUAGCAUGUGUGCAAAUGAAUUUUGGAUAUUCAAAAAUUAUUUUUACUGUCAAUUAAAAAAAAUGCAAGUGAA